Diaporthe amygdali is the source of this 1281-nucleotide messenger RNA. Its product is annotated as meiotically up-regulated protein. The record is from RefSeq and is a predicted model, not a curated record. The transcript is spliced from 2 exons. Bases 1 to 1281 code for a protein of 426 amino acids. Gene Ontology annotation, molecular function: glycosyltransferase activity. NCBI's taxonomy places the organism in Eukaryota, Fungi, Ascomycota, Sordariomycetes, Diaporthales, Diaporthaceae.
AUGGGCUCCCGCUUCGUGAGGAUCGGACUCCUUGCAUUGACGACAGCGCUUCUUCUCUACUACCACGCCUCGAUACUGUCAUUCUCGACGCGCGAUGUGGGCCAGGAGACGGAGAAGAUAAUCCAGAUCCCGAUCUCACAGACACAGCCUGGGAAUACGAAAUGGCCAUUCCCACCGGCUGACGCGGGGGGCUCAGAGCUCACACAGAUCCCACCCGGCCUGCCCGGCAGUGGCAGCGGCGCAAAUCCCCCAACCGAUGGCGCACCACAGGCAGCCUCAGGCUCCUCGUCCGCCUUCAACGAGGUCAAGUUCGAGUUCCAAGAGGACCUGACGCGCUUCGUCCAGCCCGUCUUCGAUAUCGCCAAGCUUAAACAGUACCGUGCGCACAACGACCGCGGGCCGGGCCAGUUCGCCUUCGCGACGUACCUGUCGACGCGCGACAACAGCGUGGCGGACCCCUACUUCCUGUCGGCGAUGCAGCUCGUCUACCGCAUCCUCUGGGACCCCAAGUCGCGCUCCGCGUCGCACCCCGUCGUCGUCUUCGUCGCCCCCUUCAUCCCCCAGCAGCAGCGCGACCUCCUGCAGGCCGCGGGCGCCAUCGUGCGCGAGCUCGAGCUGGUGCCCUGGGACCCGCCCAAGGACGAGUCCGGCGGGCAGUUGUUCCCGUUCGCGCGGUGGCGCGACCUCUUCUCCAAGCUCAACAUCUGGGCGCAGCUGGACUUCGCUCGCGUCGCCUUCCUGGACCUGGACGCGUUCCCCGUGCGGGACCUGGACCUCAUCUUCGACGAGAGCGUGUCGCCGCGCCAGCGGUGCCGCGCUGAGCUGCUGCCGCCCGAGGACAGGAUCCACGAGGCCGAGAUCUGUGACUACGUCUUUGCGGGCCACGGGCUCGCCGACGGCGUCAACGUUGGGGUCAUCGUCUUGGAGCCCAACAGGUACAUGCACCAGCGGCUGCUGCGCGAGUGCCAGGACACCACCAAGUUCGAUAAUAAGAUGGCCGAGCAGGCAUUCCUGAACUACGCCUUUGGCCGCGGCGGGCCCUUCCCACCCUACGAGCUUGGCAGGGAGUGGAAUGGCUUCUACCCCACGGAGGAGGAGCAGGGGCUCCUGCGGAUAGUUCACGAGAAGCUGUGGAUAUUCGGUGACAACACGGCUUGGACGAAGGACAUCUUCAGCAACGGCUGGUUCGAGUUGUUGACACUCUACCAGAGCCCAGAGUUUGAGGCGAUGAGGGCUCUCGAUGGCCCCAUGUCGCAGUCAUUUGGCUUCGGCGGGUCAUAG